CACCCCGCACCCGCACCCGCACCCCCCCCGUGCGGUGGUGGCUGAGCCAUGGCGGCAGCGAUGUUGGAGCGUUUGAAGAAGUUCCUCAACGAGGACAACGCGUUAGGCAACGCGUUGGGCAAAGUCGAGAGCAAGACGGGCGUCAAGAGGCACUACACGGCGCUGGCUGUCAUUGGGGUCCUUUCCGUUUACCUUGUGUUCGGAUAUGCAGCAUCUUUACUUUGCAACUUGAUCGGAUUCGUUUACCCUGCUUAUAUCUCAAUCAAGGCAAUUGAAAGCCCCCAAAAGGAUGACGACACAAUCUGGCUGAUGUACUGGGUGGUGUACGGUAUUUUCAGUGUGGCAGAAUUCUUCGCUGACAUCUUUCUCUCCUGGUUCCCCUUCUAUUAUAUUGGGAAGUGUGUGUUCCUGGUUUGGUGCAUGGCUCCCACCUCUUCUAAUGGUUCUCAACUGAUCUACAAGCGCUUUAUCCGCCCCUUCUUUAUCAAGCAUGGGGAUAAAGUGGAUCGUUUUGCGAAGGAUUUGACCAACAAGGCCUCUGAGGCUGCAGACAGCAUUUCAAGUGUUGCCAAGAAAGCAACAGCAAAUAUACUUUUGGAAGAAAAGAAAAGCACUUAAAGAUUGCGUGAGAAAGCUUGUCUCCUCUAUCCUCACUUCUUCAGGAUGCAGAAGAACACGGGAUAUUGCCUUUGGAAAGUUUUUUUUAAUGCACACUUUGAAUGUGUCUUUGUUACACUUGUAACCCCUGUGCUGAUUUUACCAAGAAUCCAUAAAAGUGAGAAAUGUGUAUGGUACUCAAACCGCAAUGUAAUAUUACAAUCAGUGUUUAAUCGCUUGUUACAAAUGGUCAUGUUCUCUCACCUUUGUACAGGUUUUAGUCCUGUAAUUGAUUGUUUGCUGGCCUGUAAGUGUCCUCUAUGGUCUGAUAUGUGCCCAAUAAACUUAUAAAGUCCCUUC
Molecule: messenger RNA, 957 nt
Organism: Callorhinchus milii (elephant shark)
Lineage: Eukaryota; Metazoa; Chordata; Chondrichthyes; Chimaeriformes; Callorhinchidae
Gene: reep5
Product: receptor accessory protein 5
Exons: 5
Coding region: 49-618 (189 amino acids)
Source: RefSeq, a predicted model, not a curated record